Stylonychia lemnae is the source of this 684-nucleotide messenger RNA. NCBI's taxonomy places the organism in Eukaryota, Ciliophora, Spirotrichea, Sporadotrichida, Oxytrichidae. The record is from the annotation of a GenBank genome assembly.
AUGAACUCAAUGUACAGCACUCCGGUUUAGACCUCAGGAAAAGCUAAUGCCUUAUACUACGAUUCUCCCUUCCAGAAUAGGACCAACUAAACUUUACAUUAAUCGCAAUCAUUUCCUUAUUAAGAUCAACAAAUGUCUCCAGGCAAGAUGCGCACACUGCACCCUAACUUUGAAUAGUAUAUUCGAUCAUUGGAAUAUGAAAAUGACCUAUUAAAGUCUAACUUAAAUCAAGUUUAGAUGAUCUAAAUUCCAGAGAGAAAUUAUCCCUACUACAAUGACUUUGAAAAUUAAUUUUAAGUUUAUUCACCUUAAUAAGCUCAGUAGAUGCAAUAGGCUUACAAUCCACAUCAGCGAAAUUACCAGCAGUAAUAGUACCAACAGCCUGAAAUUACAGCUUUUGAUUAAUCAAUGACCCAUUAAAUAUAUGAUGGAGUCCCAUUUUAAGAAGCUAGCUACCAACCACUUAAUCAAGUUAAUUAGACUGUACCUGAUUAUUAAGAUCCUUACGAUGCUCUCUACUAAUCAAGGCCUGCUAAAACUUCACAUUAAAAUCAUAGAUAACAAAAGAUUGAAUCGCCACUUAGAAAGUCUGACAUAUUAUUUGAGCGCAGAGAAAUAUUCCACAAUGCCCCAUCACCUUUUUUCCCUAAAUAAGAACAUCCAAGACAUUUAACUUAUGUUUGA